Leucoraja erinaceus (little skate) is the source of this 1746-nucleotide messenger RNA. RefSeq names its product fibroblast growth factor 14 (gene fgf14). Gene Ontology annotation, cellular component: cytoplasm. Gene Ontology annotation, biological process: positive regulation of cell population proliferation; positive regulation of gene expression; regulation of cell migration. The transcript has 5 exons. Gene Ontology annotation, molecular function: growth factor activity; fibroblast growth factor receptor binding. The record is from RefSeq and is a predicted model, not a curated record. Bases 556 to 1308 code for a protein of 250 amino acids. NCBI's taxonomy places the organism in Eukaryota, Metazoa, Chordata, Chondrichthyes, Rajiformes, Rajidae.
ACGGACGCAGAGCUGGCGGGAGGCUUCCUCCAUCCGGACGCCAGCGUCGGACCAGUGCGGGAACACCACGGCGGGCUCCGCAUUCCCGUGAAGGCGCCGCCGCUCGGCGGGGGCAGGGUCCCGGCCGGAAUGCAGGUGCCUUGCGGCCCCCGUCUCCGACCUCCCUCUCGGUGGGAGAGGCCGAUGUAAAUCACCCCUUUAAACCCCGCACCUCUCCAUCCUCUCUCUUCUCCCCACUCGCCCAUCCACAGCCCGGGGACGCACACAUUUUGGAAGAUGGAAUCUGCCCACCUCUGCCUUCAACAGAUGUCCUGCGGCUCGGCCGAUGCUUCUCUCCCCAGGGAUGGACUCUCGCCUCUUGCACAGUUAUUUGUUGUGGGGCGGGGGUGUCCUUGUUAACACACCGUCCUCUCUGCCUCCCAGGACACCUUGCGUUGGAGCGGGGAGCCGAGCGCUCGCUGGCUUCCCACAGCCUCUCCAUCAUCCCCUGCCUCUGCCGACAACUCGGGCAAACAAUCACGUGAGAUAGUGUGGGAGACCGGAAUAUCAUUUUCUAUGCGAAAUUUCGUCUGUUUGACCAGGCUCUCGGCUCCGGCUACAUUAUGCAACCGGAAGGACCUGCUUUCCAGAGUGUCUAAGCUAUUGGAUUGUUCUCCACCCAAAUCAAUGUGGUUUCUUUGGAAUAUUUUCAGCAAAGGAACGCAUAUGCUGCAGUGUCUUUGUGGAAAGAGUUUCAAGCGAAGCAAGAGUCCGGUUGAUUCCCAGCUCAAGGGUAUAGUGACCAGGUUAUAUUGCAGGCAAGGUUUCUACCUGCAGAUGAACGCAGAUGGAGCUGUUGACGGAACAAAGGAUGACAGCACUAAUUCCACAUUGUUCAACCUCGUGCCAGUGGGACUCCGAGUUGUUGCAAUUCAGGGUGUGAAGUCGGGGCUUUACGUGGCUAUGAAUGGGGAAGGAUAUCUAUACACAUCAGAACUUUUUACCCCUGAAUGCAAGUUCAAGGAGUCAGUCUACGAGAAUUACUAUGUGAUCUACUCAUCGAUGCUGUAUCGGCAGCAGGAAUCCGGCAGGGCUUGGUACCUGGGCUUCAACAAGGAUGGACAAAUCAUGAAAGGAAAUCGUGUGAAGAAAACUAAGCCUGCUUCUCAUUUUCUGCCCAAACCACUGGAAGUCGCCAUGUAUCGUGAGCCGUCGCUGCACGACAUCGGCGAGACAGUCCUGAAGAACACAAUGACUCCGAGUAAAAGCACAUGUACUUCUGCUGUAAUGAACGGGGGCAAACAAGUUAAAAAAAACAAGUCGACAUAGCCCGCCGGGUCUUGGAGAGGACGCAAUUCGUAAACCACUGCUCUGUUGGGCGAUUUAUCCCUGGCAGACUGUCGCCUUCCGAUGUCCGUGAGCAGAUAGAGCCAGCGACCUCUUGCUCGUGGCAGUCUUUGACUAUCUCAUUGCAAGCGGAUAAAUCCCAAUGCGUAGCUCCUCCCGCGACAAGAAACCUGGAUAACUCAGACCAUGGAUGUUGUUCCCAGACACUGGAUGAAUGCCGUGUACCUGUUCCCUGUUAACUGUGACACUCCAUGAGAAUGAUCUAUCUCACAACUACUCUUGGUGCAUUGCCUGCUGACCACAAACAAAAGGGAAUCCAGUCCGGAGGAGGCUUGCUCGCUGUGUGAGAGCUGUCGGCAGCUGGAUGUCAGACCAUUGCUGUAAAUCUCUGCUUGUUCAGGAACAAGCCCACCCCCCCUC